GCCGGGCAGCCGGCGCUGAAGUUUGGGCAGCGGCAGCUCGGGCUGAGAGGCGGCGGCGGCGGAACCGGACCUGCACCCGGACCGACCCGAGGCCAGCCCGCUCCCGGCGCCACAAGAAUCGUGUGAAGAUUUGAAGCUCUUUCUACACUGCCUUGCCCCAGUCACCAUAUCAAGCAUGCAUUUGGAGAUCAAAGUGGCUUUAAAUUUCAUAAUCUCCUAUCUGUACAACAAAUUACCACGGCGACGUGCAGACCUGUUUGGGGAGGAGCUGGAGCGGUUGCUGAAACAGAAAUAUGAGGGCCACUGGUACCUAGAAAAGCCCCUGAAAGGAUCUGGGUACAGGUGUGUCCAUAUUGGAGAAACUGUGGACCCCAUCAUUGAGCAGGCUGCAAGGAGGAGUGGGUUGGAUAUAGAAGAUAUUCGAGCCAAUGUUCCGCAAGAAUUGAGCCUUUGGAUUGAUCCAUUUGAGGUGUCCUAUCAGAUUGGUGAGAAAGGGGCUGUGAAGGUCCUCUACAUGGACGACAAUGAGAGUGCAGAAUUGGACAAGGAGAUAAAGAGCAGCUUUAACCCAGAGGCCCAGGUUUUCACACCCAUCACUGACCAGGGCAAUUCUUUGUCUAAUUCCCCAUCUCCAUCCUUUGGGAAUUCUGUGAGCCCCACCUUCAUCCCAAGGUCGACUCAGCCAAUCACAUUCACCACUGCAGCCUUUGCUGCCACCAAAUUUGGGUCCACCAAGAUGAAAACUGGAGGCCGCAGAAUGGCUCGCUCUCCAACCAAUGGCUUGAUUAAGCAGAAGGGGUUGUCCACAUCAAUGCACUCGCUGGUCCUCAGUAGCAACCAGAUUCCACCAUCCUCCCUUUCUCCCAAUGCCAAGGAGUUUGUCUACCCCGGUUCACUGAGCUUGUACUUCGGGAAUGAAAAUCAGUCAUCAUCUGGCCCUGCACAGUUUCCUAAUGCCUUUGAGGUGCCACCAAUCUACAAUAACAACAACCUGGGUGAGAAAGCCCCAUUUGUGGAAGGACUUGACUUCAACUUGAAUACCAUGCAGUAUCCUAACCAGCCAUUUCAGCCAGUUGUCUUGGCAAACUAAAAUAUUUAGUGAAGAACCCUUUCUAUACAUAGAACUCAAAGAAGGCCAACACUAAUAUAUCGUGUUGAAGAGCACUUUGGGAACAGUUUAAAGUUAAGCCUCCAAUCCCACUUUAAUCAUCUCCCAAGUUUUCAAAAUUUUAUUUGAAAUUGUUCGAGUCGCAUACUGCAAUCCAUUGGUAGGUUGUAGGUUUUUUCCAGAGUUGUUGAAACUUGUUUUUUUUGUUGAGAAUUCUAUAUUCCUCCCUUGGGGAAACGUGGCACCAAAAGUCCAUCUUAAAAGUGGAAUACUGAAAUAUUAGAAUACUCUAAAUUUGAGUAAAAUAAAGGUCACAAUAUAUAACUGGUAGUGUUAUCAGUUUUUCACAGCAGUUAGAUUUGGGGCAUUACCUCACACCUGUGCCAGUAUCUAUCUGUGUUUAAUUUUGCACUGUAGUUGGUAAGUAGGAGCUGGAUCAGGGUUGCUAGGAGAAUGCAUUUCCCACUUUUUUUUAAUUGUUGCUAUAGUACUGUGGGAUGAGAAGCCAUUACUGAUGAAUAAGUUUGGCAGGUUCAUAGUGAAGCAGAAUUCUGCCAAAAAGCAUUUUGAAGCAGUGGGAGUGUCUGUCUUAUCCAGUCCAAGCUGGUUGUGGAGUUAUGGCAUUCGUUCUGUUCGCUCUUACUCCUUUCCUUAAAACUCAGCAAGUCUUGUCAACGAGAACACCUCACUCUGCGCUGCAACAGAAUCUGCCAUCAUGGUUAAAGGGCUUUGAAGGUCUUCGUCCAUGUUGAUCUCCUAAUUCAAAUUACUACUGUAUUGUGGCAACUAGCAAAAAAAAACAAUCCUGUGAAGCUGUGCGUCAUGCUCUAAGGACUAAUAACAUUUGGUUGUACUAAAUAACAAGCUCUACAUCGAAGAUCUACAGUACCUGUGUCUUACAGAGAGCCUCCUAUCUCAGAAUGCUGUGGAGUUAGUGAAUGAUUGCAGCAGCAAUUGUGGCGGAAUUGGAUGUGACAGCUGGGCAUUUUCAUCCCAGUGUAAGAUCUUUCCAUAAUUGAAUUUGAACCCUGGAUGUCUGGGUUAUGUCCAUUAUUUUUCAGUUGGGUUCUUUCGAGCCAAGCUAUUUUCUCCUCUUUCUACAAUGCAAAGAGAUGAUGCUGCAGUAGGCCUACUAAAAGUGGCAUCAAGGUUUUAAUCGUGGAAGGGACGCAUUACACUUGGGAUAGCAUGUCUUCUGUAAUGGGUGCUGCAAGAUAUUCACCUCUGAUGCUAGAUGUAGCUAAAAUAAUAAAUGACUAGCUCAAAAAUGUCGGGGGUAUUUGAGUAACCAUGGAACCCAGGCAUUGUCUGAAACUGGUCAGCAAUUAAGUGCAUGAAGCAAAUUAUCUGUUAAACUCUGCUGCACAUUGGGUCCUUGCUGUGGUCCAGCUUUUAGCUGUAGAGUAACAUACCAGGUUUGUGCAUGUCCAAUAGGUUGGUGGAAUCUAAUACAAUAGGAAGGGUGUAAGUGACUAAAUUAUAGUUGAAAUCCUAUAUGGCUAUCCUACCAGUUAGCACCUCGUAGUAAAAGCUAUAUGCUGUCAGUCAUUGAGACGCUUGUAGUAUCUUUUGUCUCCCUUUAGUUUUCAGGUUCCUGACAGUGAAGGAGUGAAUCUGUAAUGCCCAAAUCACUUCUAUAUUCAAAUAGAACUGUGCUGUUACCUAUACUGCUCCCAUGGUAAUAAUCUGAGGACCCAUCUUCCUUUCCAGUAAGAAGCAGUGCAAUGUGUUCUGAGGUUGGUUCUUGCAGUAAGUGCUGUAACUCUGUUUACUGAACUGUUUUUAGUUAAUAGGAUCAUUCUACCUGACAUGAGCUACAGUUAAAUGGUGCUCAGCAUCUGCAUCUUGAGAGAAUGUGACCCUUAAGAACUGUAUUGAAUUUGUCAGAUUCAGGAGUUUGAAGAGGUUGCUGCAGUUAAGAUUUCAUGAAGCCUGUGGUUAGCAGUUAUACUGUAAUGGGUAUCAAGAAUUGUAGUAAGUGGCGAUGUAGGUCAAAGAUCUUGUUGUAUCUCAGAGUUUUGUAUUGAAAGUCGUUUCAAAGGAGCUACAGUCAUCUUUAAAGGGAUUUGACAUUCUUUGAAGUGAAGUUAUUGUAGAACAUGUUUGAGUACUCAUCUAGACACAAGGACAUGUGCAGCAGUGUUUACUUUGCAGUUCAUUACAAAAAAACUUCAAGUAUUGUCCUUGAGGGAGAGAGCAAUAUUUAAUUUGGUGUAUUUCCAACAUGUCUUAGAUGACCAGCCUGGUUAUAUUGGUCCCAGAGAUGAAUAGGGGUGGCAGUGAAGAGAUUCAGUGUGAUAAAUAUUUUGUCCUAAUAUUUCAGAGUUGUUCCAUUUUGCUGCAAUAUUUGACCAAAUUAAAAAGGUUUGUUAGAACAGUUAAUUAGGUUUAGUCUUAGAAAAGAAUGAAGUGGGGUUUGCAUAUCAAAGGAAGCACUUGCAUAUAUUCAUAAUAUGUAUACAAGAGGACUUGCGGUGUCUAUAACCCACAAGAUUUGGACAUCCUCUAUUCACCCCCAGGAUAUUCUUGACCUCAUACUAGCUCUCUUCUGCUCCUUGCGCAUCCCAUUUUACCCACUGAUCAAACUGUAAGCAGCUUAUUCCAAACCACCCUUGAAGAGAAUUCAUUUUAAUGUAUUCUGAAAGCCUUCCUAGAAUAACUGAGUUGGUGAUUCAGCAGGAAAGAUGGAUGACCAAAGCUCUUUAUUUGACUUUGGGAUUUGCCAGAUGUGAAUAGUUUGUACUGUUCUGAUAUAUUACUGGUACUAAAAGUUGGGAGAGAGUCUCGCGAGCUAGAGCUAUGCUUGAUCAGCUUGGUUGUUUAAAAACCAUUUUUUUUCCUCUAUCACAAGCCACUCCUUUCAGCAAAGGAGGGGGAAUGCUUGUAGACCUCUUCUGACACUGCUCUGCGGCUUUCUAUUAGAUAAUGCAAGAAUCUCCUCUAAUUUAUUUCCCUGUUUUUUCUGUGGUAGUUGUGCUGGUUUCUUUUGCAUCCUACCCAAGCAGUGCAGUUAAAAUGGGAGAAAAAGCUGGCUUCAAACUAGCAGUUAAUAAAGCUUGCCAGAGGUUUACAAUCUGCACAAGUACAUGUUUCAGACAGGAACACUAUCCUUCCAAUAAUUUAUAAUAUUUAUGACACUCCCCACAAUAUAGUAACUAGCUGAUGAAGUUUGCUAAUGGUCUACUUGAACUGACCACUAAAAGUUGCCUGGAAGUAUCCCUGGUGACAGAUUUACUACAUUGAAGUGACUGUUUGUCCAACUUGCUUUUGUUUUCCCCUUGAUGGUGUGCUGUCACUUUGAGCUUCAGAGCCAGUGCAGCCAAUUUGGGGCAAUGCUGGUGAUCAGUACCAACACCUAAUACAGUAUUCACGGGAAAAGGUGACCCAGAUUAAAGCUGCUUUAUACCUUCUGUCCUCUUUCUGAUUUUCAAUUUGAAGGAGUCCUAUAUUUGUAUAUGGUUCUAGCAUUAAAAUGUUUCUGAACUACUUGAUUGAUGUUGCAAUUCCACCUGGUUAGUACUGUGGCUUGAAACCUCAAACACAAUUUGAACACAGCCACUUAAAAAAAGUAAAUGUUAUGAUCAAGGGUAAUAUAAAGAAGUCCUAAAGGACUAGAUGAAUACAGCUAUCUGUUUUAGUAUUUAUCUUGAAUGGUGGUGGGAGUCCUGAAGUUAUUAAGCUUUAACCAAUUAAAUUGAGUUUAAGUCUUGAGCUUAGAGUAAGGGAACAGAGGACUAACCAUACAUUCAAGUUGCAACUGCUGUAUAAUCUGCUUGGCCACUCUUUCAGCAAAUCCAGAUUAUCAUAACCCUCUUUUGGCUGAGUCAUUAUUGUUCAGUGUACCCAUACUGCGAUUAAGCUCCACUGCCAUCUCAACCUUGUCUAAUCAUCAGUAACCCAGAACCCAAUACAUAAUGCUGGAACUAUUGAUUUUUGAGCUAAUGUGCAUCUUGUGCUGUUAUCCCAAUUUACCAAACACUACAGUAAGACUUGGACUGCUAAAACUGAUAAUUUUAGCAUUGAAGUUGGUAUGUCCUGACUGACUUUCCUUCUCCCCCUGCCCCAUAUCAAAAUGGCUUGCUGUUUGUUAAUCCGAACUGUUUGGGUUUAACAUACAUGCACCCUGAAAUGCAAAUGCCACAACUGCCUAUAAGUUACAACUCGUGUUUCUGAAAUUGAAGAUGGUCACCCAAAUUGUAUGUUUACAAACAAGGGUUGCAUUUAAACACAAUUCAAAAUCUGCAUUUUAAAAAAUUUUCUCUGGCUUGCUGGAAUUUAGUUGAGUAACUUUUAAUUUUAAAAAAGCACGGCAGGAAAUGUGCACUUUUGUGGUGUAGAAAGGAAUAUGGAGGGAAUGGUGGUGGUUAAAGGACCAUUGUAAAUUUUGUUCUGUUCACAUUCUAGGGACACCUUUCAAGCUUUUGACUUAAAGUAAAAACAAUCCCUACGCUCCCUGCUUGUGUCCAGUGACCAUUUAGUGUUCACUGUGUUCUUCCAAAGUUUGAAGGUUGGCAUCCUGCUGCUAUUGGGGGAAAGUUUUCAGAUUGCCAGUUAAAUAUUGGUGGGAAAGUUUGAACAAAGGCUGGAAAUGGCACACUUUGGCUGUCUGCCUCAUGAAUCGCAGUGGAAGAAUAUGCAGCCCUAAACUGGGAACAAUAGGGCAAUACAGAACAGCAAUUUAACUAUCAACAGAAGGCAGAUUUGACCUUGGGUCUUGAGGCCCUGUGGCCAAAAUAGCAGCUUAAGAUCAAUGAGCAGCCUUGUCUUUGAUACCUGGCCCUCUUUCUCCAUCUCAACCCUCACUGUGACACAUCCUACAAGACUCGUAACCUCCUCGAAAAAUCAUCACCAGGUAUCUGGGCCCUUCAGUCAUUAAUGAAGGAGUAAAACUUGCCCAAGCAGAGGUUCAUUUAGAGUGUCAAGGAUCUGAUCUGCCUGGCACAUGAUGGAUCAGUUGAACUACUGUACCAGACACUACACUGAGACUGGUGCUUCUGGGCAGCCUUAGUGGCCAUGACUAAGUUCUGCCUAUCAGUUAAGGGAUGGGAACAAAUUUAGGAAAAAAAAUCUAGUUGUGAGGUAUAUAAUUGGUUUCAAUUUCUGGAUGACUUCAUGGUGUCUCUGUUUCAUAAGGUUUUUAGAUGUGGUGUUAAGGGCAAGAGAAACUGGUAAUUUUUGUUAAAAUUAUUGCCUUUUGAGGACUUUUUCCUUCCUUCCCUGCCCCUCCCUUCCCCCCACCAACCCCCACCCACCCCCCACCCCAAGUGUUCUUCAUUGAGGUGAUGUGAUGUAUUAUGCAGAUGUUAGCCUUUCUUUACUUGAACAUAAAAAAACACUGCUUGGUUUUAUUUUUAUUUUUUAAAAAUUUGGCACUAACUGAUCGGAAUCUUAAGUUUCUUUGGUUUCCUUUGCUUGAAUAAUUUACUAUGUUUGUAAAGGUUAAGAGUAUAUAUUUCUAAUGUACAUUAUUGUAAUUUCAUUUCAGAUUUCAUAUGCAACAAAUUAUUUUUUCAAAAAAAUUGAAAACAGAUAUUGACAUUGUAUGCUUCAGAAAAAGUAAAAGCGAUGGCAGGAUUUUUUCAAAUUAUGUACAUUUUACUUUUUUGAAAGGAAUGGUUAUUUUCUGUUAAGGAAAGCGGAUGCAAAUAAUUCCUUUUAUUGUAGACUGAAAAAUAUCCCAAUUUUCUACUUUGGAACAUUGUGCAAUACUUGCUUGACGCUAAGAUGUUUUUGCAGAUUUGUUGUAGGUGAGGUCAGAGCUGUAUAGUUUAUAAUGUUCCGGAUCUUUUUUAAGUUUGUAUUAAAAGCAUGAAAAUUGG
Molecule: messenger RNA, 6927 nt
Organism: Pristis pectinata (smalltooth sawfish)
Lineage: Eukaryota; Metazoa; Chordata; Chondrichthyes; Rhinopristiformes; Pristidae
Product: protein Tob2-like
Exons: 2
Coding region: 176-1090 (304 amino acids)
Biological process (GO): regulation of gene expression
Cellular component (GO): cytoplasm; nucleus
Molecular function (GO): transcription corepressor activity
Source: RefSeq, a predicted model, not a curated record